Chanos chanos (milkfish) is the source of this 3317-nucleotide messenger RNA. RefSeq names its product SWI/SNF related BAF chromatin remodeling complex subunit C1b (gene smarcc1b). Lineage: Eukaryota; Metazoa; Chordata; Actinopteri; Gonorynchiformes; Chanidae. Gene Ontology annotation, molecular function: protein binding. The coding region runs from base 64 to 3093 and encodes 1009 amino acids. Gene Ontology annotation, biological process: cell projection morphogenesis. The transcript has 28 exons. Gene Ontology annotation, cellular component: synapse. The record is from RefSeq and is a predicted model, not a curated record.
CGUGUGUCGCGGUCGUCUUUAUGGAGUGUCUAUAGUUAUUCAAUAAGCAUAUUCAAUAUAACAAUGGCGACACAGGUUGUAGCAAGUACUGCUACGGGACUGACGCCAGGCCAGUCUGGAGGUAGUACAGCGUACAGUCGAAAACAGGAUGGAGGGCCGUCCUCACCGUUCUGGGAGAGCUCCGAGACGAUUUCUCAGCUGGAGGUGGUUCGCAACUGGAUUGGAAAACAUUAUAAAAAGUAUGUGCAAGCAGAUGCACCGUCCAGUAAGUCGCUGGCCGGACUGGUUAUCCAGUUACUCCAGUUUCAGGAGGAUGCCUUCGGACGGAGAGCAGACAACCCAGCUCUCACUAAACUGCCAUUAAAAUGUUUCCUGGACAUGAAGCCAGGGGGCGCCCUCUGUCACAUCCUGGGCACAAUAUACAAAUUUAAGACAGAGCAAGGCUGGCGGCGUUUUGACCUCCAGAACCCGUCUAGAGUGGACCGCAAUGUGGAGAUGUUUGUCAGUGUGGAGAACGCCUUGAUUCAGAAUAAGUGUCUGAUCAGGCCUGUGGUGUACCUGUGCCCUGAUCUGGAGCAGAAGCAGACCAGUGUACUGAGAGACAUCGUCAAACAACACCAGGGUUCCGUCACAGAGGAGAAGAGUCUAGCUACUCAUCAGAUUUACCCAUCUCCUGUCUUGGCAGAUGAAGAUGAGUGGUUCAGGCCAGUCAUGCGAAUAGAGCGACAGGUGUUGGUCCACUGGGGCAUGUACCCAGACAGUUAUGACACGUGGUUGGCCAGCAGUGACGUGGAGGCUGAGGUAGAGGAACCGCCCAGUCUGGACCGGCCCUGGAAGGUGCAUGCUAAGUGGUUGACGGACACAGACGCGUUUAACGAGUGGAUGAAUGAAGAAGACUAUGAGGUGGACGACAGCGGGAAACCCGUGAGCUUCCGCCAGCGUUUUUACUCGCGAGAGGAAGAGGAACGUAAGCUGUCUGGGAAGAAAAGAAGACGCUCUCCUUCUCCUUCAUGCUCAGAGUCCAGGAAGAAAGGAGCAAAGAAAGGCUCUGGGCCGUUCUAUAAGAGGCGUGGCCAGCAGGAGGAGGUGGAGCCAGAGGAAGACUUGACCAAAGACAUGGAGGAUCCAACACCAGUUCCUAACAUGGAGGAGGUCAAACUGCCCAAAAAUGUAAACCUGAAGAAGGACAGUGAGAACACGCCAGUCAAAGGCGGGACCAUGGCCGACCUUGAUGAACAGGAGGAUGAGUUGCUGUCUGCAGUCAGGGACGAGGAGGAGCAGGGCAGACUGGAUUAUGGACAUGCAGGAGAAGAGAUGGCUACAGAACAGACACACCACAUCAUAGUGCCCAGCUACACGUCCUGGUUCGAUUACAACUGUAUUCAUCAGAUAGAAAGACGAGCUCUGCCAGAAUUCUUCAACGGGAAAAACAAGUCAAAGUCACCAGAGAUAUAUCUGGCCUAUCGUAAUUUCAUGAUCGACACGUAUCGACUGAAUCCUCAGGAGUAUCUGACCUCCACGUCGUGUAGGAGAAAUCUCACAGGAGACGUGUGCUCCCUCAUCAGAGUCCAUGCCUUUUUGGAGCAGUGGGGUUUGAUUAAUUAUCAGGUGGAUGCUGAGAACAGACCCCUCCCCAUGGGCCCACCCCCAACCCCCCACUUCAAUGUCCUAACACACACUCCAUCAGGAUUGGUACCGCUACAGCACCGACCCCAUCAGGUCCCUGCCUCUCAGCAUAUGCUACACUUUCCAGAGAAGAGCAGAGAGAAACCGUCUGACCUCCAAAACUUUGGGCUACGGACUGAUAUAUACGCAAAGAAACACCCCAAGAGUAAAGGAGCCAGUGCCGGGAGAGAGUGGACAGAACAGGAGACUCUGCUGCUGCUGGAGGCGCUGGAGAUGUAUAAAGAUGACUGGAAUAAGGUGUCAGAGCAUGUGGGCAGUCGUACGCAGGAUGAGUGUAUUUUACACUUCCUGCGCUUGCCCAUAGAGGAUCCUUACCUGGAGAACUCUGAGGCCUCAUUGGGUCCCUUGGCUUAUCAGCCCGUCCCCUUCAGCCAAUCAGGCAAUCCCGUCAUGAGCACUGUGGCCUUUCUCGCCUCUGUAGUCGACCCCAGAGUCGCCUCUGCCGCCGCCAAAGCUGCACUAGAGGAGUUCUCUCGUGUGAGGGAAGGGGCUCCUGUGGAGUUGUUUGAUGGUCAUCCUCCGCUGCAGGCUGAGGAGGUGAGCCGCAGGCCAGGCCAGAGUGAGCCUGUCUUUGGCCUGUCAGCCAGCGGCAUCACGGGCUCCACCCCAGAGCAGCCAAGCAGGACUGAAGGAUCCGGAAAUGAUCUGCUGGAAGGUGAUGCCAAGCAGUCUGAGAAGGUGGAGGGGGAAAAUGCCCUGGGAGAGGGUGAGAGAGAGAGAAAGAGAGUGAAGACAGAAGAAAGAGAGGAGGGAGAGGGUGACCGAGGAGAGGAAAGCAAAACAGAGGAGAAUUUGGAGAAAGGGCGGGUUCAAGGCGAGGAGGAGGAGCAGAAAAAGACGGUGGAACUGGAGCUGGUGGAAGCAAAUAUCGCUACGGCAGCUGCUGCUGCCCUGGCAUCUGCUGCCACCAAGGCCAAGCACUUGGCUGCCGUGGAGGAGAGGAAGAUUAAGUCUCUGGUGGCUCUACUGGUGGAAACUCAGAUGAAGAAACUGGAGAUCAAACUGAGACACUUUGAGGAGCUGGAGACGAUUAUGGACCGAGAGAAAGAGGCUUUGGAGCAGCAGAGGCAGCAGUUGCUGUCGGAGAGGCAGAACUUCCACAUUGAACAGGUGAAGUACGCUGAGCUGAAGGCCAGACAGCAGCUGGAGCAGCAGCAGGCAGGAGCCUCACAGGGCCAACACGGGGCCCCUGGAACAGCAUACAACCCUGUCCAUCACAGCAUUGGUCCCCACACACACACGCAGACAGGGCGCAUGAUGGGCGGUGGAACCAGUGGUCAGAUAUUGGGUCCACGGCAUUCAGGAGCUCUCAACGGCAUGUAUCCAACUCCGCCCUCGACACAGGGUGAAGGGAUGUCAUCUGCUUCAUCCACGCCCAUCUCUGGACGGCCAUCAGCAGAGAGCUAAGACCCUUCCCCCCCAGUCGUCAGCCAGCCUAUCACCCUCCUCUCUGAAUCUGUCAGUGACAACCAGAGACCCUGUUACAGAUACAUCCAAGUUUCAGAUCCAGUGAAUGACUGUAACACAUAUGUGCUCAGAUCCAACAGAACAACAUGUCAAGACUUUUAAAAAUAAUUGUAUGCUACCAUUACAGUUUUAGGUCUGGUUUAGGUCUUUUUGUUGGCUGUUGU